This is a messenger RNA of Penicillium pulvis, 285 nucleotides long. Its product is annotated as mitochondrial 37S ribosomal protein uS19m. The record is from RefSeq and is a predicted model, not a curated record. Gene Ontology annotation, molecular function: structural constituent of ribosome; RNA binding. Gene Ontology annotation, biological process: translation; ribosomal small subunit assembly. Lineage: Eukaryota; Fungi; Ascomycota; Eurotiomycetes; Eurotiales; Aspergillaceae. The coding region runs from base 1 to 285 and encodes 94 amino acids. The transcript has 4 exons. Gene Ontology annotation, cellular component: ribosome; cytosolic small ribosomal subunit.
AUGUUUCCCACACGAGCCCUGCUAGGCCGGUCGGUCUGGAAAGGCCCGAACAUCGUCCCUCUCCCUCUCCCCCGGGUCCUCCCUCCUCCCCCGAACACUCCCCCAAUCCGCACGACAAAGCGUGGCGCAACCAUCCUGCCCAACUUCGUCGGUUUGCGCUUUGCAGUCCACAACGGCAAGACCUACCAGGAAAUUGCAAUCACCGAGGAGAUGGUCGGACGUAAGCUCGGUGAAUAUGUUGCAACCCGCAAGCGUUUCACAUACAAGCAGUCCAAGAACAAAUAG